CUGAGAAUAUAUUGUUUCCAUGGUAACAGGCAGGAAGUUGGGGUUCACCAUAGACCUGGGGAAACUCCACAAUGUGUCUUUGGGUCAGGGUCAGGAGGCUGUGGCUGAGGUCGCCAUGGAGAUGGCUGCUAAGGAGGGACACUGGGUCAUUUUACAGAAUAUCCACCUGGUGGCUCGCUGGCUGGGGUCGUUGGAGAAGCUUCUGGAACGCUGCUGUGAGGGCAGUCACCAGGACUACAGAGUGUUUAUGAGUGCUGAGCCUGCCCCCACACCACAGGAGCACAUCAUCCCUCAGGGCAUCCUGGAGAAUGCCAUCAAGAUCACCAACGAGCCUCCCACUGGCAUGCAUGCCAACCUUCAUGCUGCUCUGGACAACUUCGACCAGGACAUAUUGGAUCAGUGCAGUAGAGAGCAGGAGUUUAAGACCAUCCUGUUCUCUCUGUGUUAUUUUCAUGCCUGUGUGGCUGAGAGGCGUAAGUUCGGUCCUCAGGGUUGGAACAGGAAAUACCCCUUUAACACUGGAGACCUCACCAUCUCUGUCAACGUGCUCUGCAACUACCUGGAGGCCAACUCACAGGUGCCGUGGGAGGACUUGCGCUAUCUGUUUGGAGAGAUCAUGUAUGGAGGUCACAUCACAGACGACUGGGACAGAAGACUCUGUAGAACCUACCUGGAGGAAUAUAUGCAGCCCAACCAGUUUGACAGGAAGUUGGCUCUGGCUCCGGGCUUUGUGGUUCCCUCCAACCUGGACUACCAGGGUUACCAUGAUGAGAUGCUGCCCCACGAGAGCCCGGUGCAUUAUGGACUACACCCCAACGCAGAGAUAGAGUUUCUGACGGUGACCUCUGAUAACCUCUUCCACACACUGCUGGAGCUGCAGUCACCUGAUUCUGUGAUGGGAGAGGGGGCUUCACAGACCGUAGAGGAGAAGGUGAAGACCAUCCUAGACGAGGUGUUGGAGAAGCUUCCAGAAGAGUACAACAUGUCAGACAUCACGUCUAAGACUGCUGAGAGAUCACCAUACAUCCUGGUCUGCUUCCAGGAGUGUGAACGUAUGAACACGCUCAUCUACGAGAUACGACGCUCACUCAAGGAGCUGGACCUGGGGCUGAAGGGUGAGCUGGCUAUCUCCUCAGAGAUGGAGCAGAUCCAGUCAGCUCUGUUCUUUGAUAACGUCCCAGACACCUGGACCAAACUGGCCUACCCCUCCACUUACAGCCUGGCCCAGUGGUAUAAUGACGUGUUGCUGCGCUGUAGAGAGCUGGACAGCUGGACACAGGACCUGGCUCUGCCCACCGUCGUCUGGCUGUCUGGACUCUUUAACCCACAGUCCUUCUUAACAGCGGUGAUGCAGUCUCUGGCUCGUAAGAAUGAGUGGCCGUUAGAUAAGAUGAACCUGACUGUGGAUGUGACUAAGAAAUGUAAGGAAGAGUUCAACCAGCCUGCCAGAGAGGGAGCAUACGUAUACGGACUAUACAUGGAAGGUGCAAGAUGGGACACUCAGGGUGGGGUGAUCACUGAGGCUCGUCUGAAGGAGUUUACCCCCUCCAUGCCAGUCAUCUCAGUCCGAGCCGUACCUAACGACAGACAGGAGACGCGUAACAUCUAUGAGUGUCCCCUGUACAAGACCAAGCUGAGAGGAACCACUUAUGUCUGGACCUUCAGCCUCAAGACCAGAGAGAGACCAGCCAAGAGGGUACUGGCUGGGGUGGCACUGCUGCUCAGUGUGUGAGCUGUCAGGGUAGGAACUCUGCUUGUGAGAGAAAUGAGGUGAAGGUGGAGAAGGAUGAGGGGCCUGAUGCUCUACAAGACUGUUGGUUAAAAGGGGCUUUUUUGAGGGUGGAAAGAGGCAAGGUAGUUUUUUCUUUAGUUAUUCGUAGGGUGUGUAUUUUCUGCAUUAUGUUGCUAAGUGUGAGAAAAGUUAUUUUAUGUAAAAUACGCAUGUUUUACUACAUAUCCCUCAAACCAGGUUUCAUGCUGCUAUUGAAAUAUAAAAGGAAUUUGUAUAGUACUGUUUUAGCACCUGAAAGCUAUAUGAAAAUGUAUAAAGCUAUAUUAAGUUUUUUUUAUAUGAAUUAGUAUGAAUAUAUCUGUAUUUUUCUGAAUUUAUUGAAAAACAAUACAGUACAAGCUGCAAAAUAGUUUCACACAUUUGAUCACAGUAAGAACCCAUUACUUCAAAGCUUAUUAUUUUGAACAAAUCAACUGUAUCGUCUAACAAGUGUACAAAUCUAAAAGCAGAAAACAUUGGAUGGUACCCUUUACCUAGUCCUAGCAUCUAAAAAGGAGUGGUGUUCAAGUGCUCUAUGGUCUAUGUAACACUUGUUAAUAUGGCACAUCAGUUACAUGUCACUUUAAAAGCUUCAAUAGACUAGGGCCCGGUUUCCCAAAAGCAUCCUAAGGCUAAGUUCAUUGUUAGAACUUUAUGGAUGAACUUAGCCUUAGGAUGCUUUUGGGAAACCGGGCCCAGAACAACAUGACAGUUAGCAGGAGGAAAUCCACACUGCUCAUAAUUCUUCACUAUUAUCCCCUACAGUCCUCACACACAGGGGCGUGUAUACGUUUGGCUUCAAUUAAAAA
Molecule: messenger RNA, 2580 nt
Organism: Coregonus clupeaformis (lake whitefish)
Lineage: Eukaryota; Metazoa; Chordata; Actinopteri; Salmoniformes; Salmonidae
Product: dynein axonemal heavy chain 11-like
Exons: 12
Coding region: 20-1732 (570 amino acids)
Biological process (GO): microtubule-based movement
Cellular component (GO): dynein complex
Molecular function (GO): minus-end-directed microtubule motor activity; dynein intermediate chain binding; dynein light intermediate chain binding
Source: RefSeq, a predicted model, not a curated record